Molecule: messenger RNA, 2424 nt
Organism: Oryzias latipes (Japanese medaka)
Lineage: Eukaryota; Metazoa; Chordata; Actinopteri; Beloniformes; Adrianichthyidae
Source: RefSeq, a predicted model, not a curated record
UGCGCGCAAACAUGUUUAUCUCUGAGAUCUAAAGGUCUAUAACCACCAGACAGGAGUGCUGUCGGUCACACUUCUGCUUCUUAUCACCUGCCUCACACGAGUGUCCUACACUGGAAUUAUAUUGUAGAUUUAAAACUCUGCUGUUUUUACAGGUCAGAACAUUAAGCGGAAUUAAAUUUAUUUUAUUAAUCCUUAAGGGGAAAUUAAGGAAGAUAAGGGAAACUCUUUUUUUUUUGAAAGCUUGAUUCCUGCUUGUCCACAUCUCCUCCAGCCAUGAACGCUUCUGAGGAGGAUGCAAAGACCCUCUACAACACAACUAUGGGAUUAUGGAAUAUUAGCCUUUCUGGAUUUUACAUGCUGAUUUUCAUCGUUGCUGUACCAGGAAACAUCUUGGCUCUGUGGGCAUUCUGUAAGCAGAAAAGCACGUCUCCAUCGAAGAUCUUCCUGAGGAAUCUGGCGAUAGCUGACAUCUGCUAUGUUCUUGUUUUACCAAUGCGUAUCGUGUACCACCUCUCCGACAGCCACUGGCCUUUGGGACAUAUCCUCUGUCAACUGUCGGGUUUUCUCUUCUACCUGAACAUGUACUGCAGUCUCUACCUCAUGAGCUUCAUCAGUCUGGAUAGAGUACUGGCUGUGGUUUUACCCUUAAACUCUCAGUCGGUAAGGAAGCCUUUGUUUGCAAAUAUAGCUGUUGCUGUGCUUUGGGUCAUAGUUUUGGUUUCUAUGAUUCCAACACUUUUCUCAACAAAGAACCAGACGAAUUCAACAGGCACCUGCAGCAAGCUGUACCUGGAAGAGACCUCCCCUAAAGCUUUGGUUUCAACUAUUGUGGCUUUUCUGAUCCCCCUCACCACAAUUGUCAUCUCAUACGUCCUGAUUCUGCUGAAACUGAGAAAACUCAAGCAGGAUGAUUUGCGUCGGGUAAAAGAUAAGGCAGCAAAAAUGAUUAUACUCAUCUUGGUAAACUUUCUGUUGGCUUUCAUGCCUUAUCAUGUGUGCAGGAUCAUCUACAUUAAAAGCCUCAAUCCUGUCCCUGGCAACAUGAGUGAGGCUCUGGUAAAAGCCAACCAGAUCACAUCUGCACUGACAUGCAUUAGUGGUAUACUGGACCCUGUGAUGUAUUUCUAUUUGAAUCGUGUGUACAAGAACACAUUUUUGCAGCUAUUCUGUAAAAACAAAGAGCAAGAUAAGUCAUCGGGAUCUAAAAGUGGACUAAGGGCAAACGAGGGGUUUUGAAUGAAGCUAAACACCAGUGGGACUUUGCACUCCUGUUCAUUCAGCAUGCUUUGUUAAGAACAAAUUUGUACUCAUAUGUUGAGCCCUGUUUCUGUCAGCAGCACAUACUUACUAGUAUUUAAAAUAGUGACUUUCCAGUUUUUGUCAAUCAAAGCAACUUUUUUGUUGUUGUCAAAAUCAUAAACUUUUUCUAAUUGUGAACAUUUGUCAACCAUGUUUUACAAAAAGAUUUUUGGCAAAAAACAGACUUUUUUUAUGUAUGAAAAUAUGGACACUAUUUGUAACUUGUACAUUUUUUUACGUAAACUGUUGGACUUUCCGUUGGUUAUUUCUAUUCAGAAUUUGUUUCACAGUGUUGUAAGAUUUAUUAUAUUAUAGUUUUUUGAGUGUCUUAAUGCAAUAUUAUGUUUAUAAAAGUGCUUGAACAAAAAGCGGUUUUUGGUUAAUCAGGUUUUUUAAAUGGUUUUUGCUUGACUACAUACCUUUCAUGCUGCAGAUUUUUCCUUGCAGUUCUGUCUGUUGCUUUUAAGUUAAAGUUCACUUCCUGACAAGCUGAUCUUGUGGUUGUAUUUGGUCAAAUGUGUGAAAACAGCAGCUCAUUCUUUUCCGACAACAUAUUUUUGUCCUUUCCAGCUAGUUGAUGACGACUGCAUUUCUCAUUUUGAGAGAUGCGUUGGGACAGACAGCUUUGAAAUUCUCACAGUAAAUUGAAAUCUGCCUCACAACCACAUUUUACGUCAUUCUUACUUGGUGCUUCCCAGCAAAUUAUUGCAAAAUAUUUGUGUGGUGUUUAAAGGUUAUAAGGUGGGAAAUUUCCCUCCUUCUUUGGUUUUAUUAUUUUCAGUGUGAAGAAAAAUAUAGAUGGUGUCUCAAAGUACUGAUUGUGAUAGAUUGGCAUCCUGAACCAUUUGAAUACAAUUGUCGUAGAAUAUGAAGAUACAUUUUACCUUUUGCCAUAGUGUAUUACAUCAAAGUGCAAUAAAAAAUUUUUUAAAAAUGUGAAUUUUUUACUUGUUGAAAUUAUCAAUUGAAAAAUGAUAAGACAAAGAAAGAUAUAGAGUAAAACCCAAAAAGAUAUAUCAAUACAACCAUCUUGAAGUUUUUCUAGUCAAGGUUAUGAAGUGUAAUGUUUUACUUUUUGGAAAUCCUGUAUGGCUAUCUAUUUGGAAUAAAGGAAAAGGAACAAAA